Molecule: messenger RNA, 945 nt
Organism: Exserohilum turcica Et28A
Lineage: Eukaryota; Fungi; Ascomycota; Dothideomycetes; Pleosporales; Pleosporaceae
Exons: 1
Coding region: 1-945 (314 amino acids)
Source: RefSeq, a predicted model, not a curated record
AUGGCUUCCCAGAACUUCAUCAAGAAAGUCGCCUUGGUGGGUGCCAACGGCAACGUCGGAUCUUACAUCUUGUCAGCUCUGCAAGCCAAAAGCCGCUUCCAAAUCACAGCCAUCUCCCGCCAGCAAUCCACAGCCACCUUCCCAAGCGGCAUUGAUGUCGCGCAUGUCGAUUACAAUGAACCCCCAUCCCUAGUCAAAGCAUUGAAAGGACAAGACGCUCUCAUCAUCACCAUGAGCGUCUCCGCCCGCGGCGCACAGGAAAAGCUGAUCCGCGCCGCAGCCGAAGCCGGGGUGCCGUGGAUCCUGCCAAACGAGUUUGGAAUGUACAACACAGAGCAAGCCCAGUUGGACACAAUAGGGCCCGGAAAGCAGAGAGAUCGCGCGCUCAUCGAGGCCCUUGGUGUGUCGUCUUGGAUUGGAAUGACAAGCGGCUUUUGGUACGAACACUCGCUCAGCGCCGGCUAUUACGGCAUCGAUAUCAAGAAGCGACAAGUCGUCUACUUUGACGACGGCAAUCAGCGAUUGAAUACUUCAACUUGGCCUAGCACCGGACUCGCUGUAGCCAACUUGCUGUCUUGGCCUGUAUCGGCGGCUGAUGGCAAGGGCCCGGCGCUAGAGCAAUACCGCAACCGUAUGGUAUUUUUUUCGUCGUUUGCACCCAGCCAGCGCGAUAUGUUUGCGGCCACGUUAAAGGCCACGGGGACAACGGAGAAGGAUUGGAAUGUUACUUCUGAGCCGGCAAAAGAGAGGUUAGCCAAUGCACGGCAGAGCUUGAGCGCUGGCGACCACAGUGCUUUUGCGACGGUCCUGUACACGCGUUACUUUAUCGACGAUGCGGGCUUGUAUGAGAAGACUCACGGAUUGAAUAACGACGAGUUGGGUUUGCCCAAGGACGAUUUGGUCGAGGCUACCAAGAGGGCUGUGGAGUUGGCCCAGUCUGAUUAA